Petromyzon marinus (sea lamprey) is the source of this 9221-nucleotide messenger RNA. RefSeq lists its product as uncharacterized. The record is from RefSeq and is a predicted model, not a curated record. Lineage: Eukaryota; Metazoa; Chordata; Hyperoartia; Petromyzontiformes; Petromyzontidae.
CGUAGCCCCGACGUCGCCCACGGAAUGUAAAGCGGCGCGUUACAAUUAAAACUGCCCCUCGCUUCCCGACCAUCAGGCGGAAUCCGCGGAGUUAUCUGUGGGGGGGGGAGGGCGGCGGCGCUGCGUCACGGCCCGUGUGCGUGUAUUCGUGCGCGAGGCGGCGACCAUGAGCGGGGCAAGCGGCUGCAAUGGCGAGAGCGACACCAACAACCGUGAUAACUCCAGCGGCAAGAGCACGCACAGAGACAAGAAGAGGCCACCAGCCAUGUCUUCAGAUGCAUCCAGUGAAGAGAGUAUGCCCUCUUUCAAAAAACGAAGAAUCAAAGUCCCUAAGGGCCAUAGUGGACCAUCGUCGAAGGGUUGCCGCAGUCCUUCGAAAGAAAGGAAGCCUCGGUGCGAAAGGGAAACUGCGUAUGAAGGAGCACGAGGCAUCAUGCUGAAAUCGUUAAGGGUUGUUCUCCACAAGCUUAAUAUCGCAGGGUGUAGCUCCGAUAGGAAUGCAAGCGGCAUCACCAGGAAGAGUACCAGUGUUGGAGUAAAGGCUGUGGCUAACGUACCCGAAAUUCACGAACUGCAGCCUAAGUCUCCAGUACACAUCGCCAAACUAUGCAGCCACUGCAGUCAGUGGAUUGAAGACUUCUCCCGGCCUCAUGUUUGUUCCCCUCACUACAGUGGCAUGAGAUCUGUCUUGGUGGCCGACAUAAAUAACACCGUUUGUGCAUCUCCCGUCAGUGAGAUUGAGGAAUCUUUGCCACCGACUGACGAAGCAGCAUUGAACAUUGAAAAUAAUGCAGGUACAUAUGACAUUGCAAUUAAUAGAGUGGCUUGCAACAUUGUAACUGAUACAGAAGCAAGUUACAUUGCAACUGACGUGGCAUCCAUUGGCAUUGCCAAUGAUGUGGGUGCAAGUGACAUUGAAAAUGAUGGGACAGUUGCAAACAUUCCAAAUGAUGGACCAGUCGGUGACAUUGCAACGGAUGUGAGGGCAAGCAAUAUUGUGACUGAAAUGGCAGAAAGCGAAGUUACAUUACCAAACAGUGAAUUAUCUGAAUCGAUAUUCACAAGUCUCUCUGAUCCCUCUGGUUGCUUUGAAUCCCAGGGUGAUUCUAGUUCUCCAGCAACACUGAAGGGAAAGUCUCUAAGGUCUGGGCGCAAUUCUGUCCAGUUUUGUCACCGCUGCCACCAAAAGAUAAAUAGCAACGAUGGGCUUCAUGCUCACAUGUGUUUUGGCUCGUCAGGUCAAACGUGGCCCGAGGAGAAAAAUAAUUUUCCCCAGAACACGGCAGUGGAGUUCUCACCACGUGGACUGAACGGGCACUACAAUUUAACCCACGGAGGCAUUCGUCCAAGUUUCAAUUGCCCCUUGUGCAAUGAGUCAAUCAAAGCAUACUUGAAUUUGAAAUUGCAUUACAAUGAGCACAUGCAGGAAGAAAAAUAUAAGACCAAUGCUAAACCACUUCAGCAGUUGAAGUUUUCUUGCGCAAUUUGUAAGGACAAGAGGAAUGGAAAAAGGAAUGGUGCCAACGAAAGUACGACGGUCAUCCGGAAAAAGGUUUGCAAAAUUGUGCAAGACCCUAAUGCGCAGGUUUUCUGUUGUAUGCAGUGUAAUUUCCAACAUCCUGUCCUCCGUAUGGUAAAGAAGCAUUCCCUUCAGAAGCACAGCGUAAAUUUAGAGUGUUUUUCAUCUGAAGAGCAGGCUGCCCAAGCUCUUCGUUCUUACAGCUUGAUGUCGCCCUGCCAGAGGAAAGAUGAGAUACCGGAAGUAAAUGCAAGUGGCACACCUGACGAAACAAGCGAAUGUGACUCAACGACUGUGGAUGAUGUCAGUGUAGACGGAGGAUUGAGUGCACCUCUGUUGCCAAUCCUGAGCGGCAAUCAUGUGGGCACAGUUGACGUGAUGCGGAAACCUGAUUUGCUGAUGCUGGGUGAUGGAGAAGUCCUGGAGAAAAGUAAUCUUUUGAUGCAAAGCACAACCAAGAGUGUCCCUCUGCUUCAAGAAAACACAUCUGUCUUGCAGAAGACGAUAAACAAUCGUCCCCUUUUGCCGGUCAUAGGAAGCCGGAUUUUAAUUCCAGCCAAUUACACUUUUGAGGUUUUGGGCGUGAAGCUUGUUGACGGUAAGAAGCAGGUGGUUAUCAAGCUUAAGCAAAAAACGGAGGUGGAUUCCAUCAAGACAACAGAAAAUAAUAAUGGGGCAAGAGCAGAUAAUUCUGGUGCCAGCAAAAAUUCUGGUAAAACAAAGUCCCUGAUGAAGUUGGUGCAGUUCAAGCUAGCAAGUAAUAAUGAUGGUGACAAAACAAACCAGCCUUCGUCUGUAUCUUCAAGUAUACAGGAACAGGAGAAAAACUCUGAUUCCUCUGAGACAAUAAAAGAAAAUCAGGUGUCACACUGCAUAGAUGUUGAAGACACAGUGUCCAGCAGUGUGAGGGAAGUUGUUACCCACAAGGAAACACAGCAAGAUCCUGAAAUAACCAUUGUAGACAACCUCGCUGUGCCAGCUUCAUCCAAAUGCAAACGUUCCAUUGUUGAGUCCCUUGUAAAAGGUGCACAAGUAACAGAUAAUCCUUCGUCCCAUGCCAAGAGAAUAUGUUGGACUCGGCUGGACUCUUCGCAGGUGAUAAAGCCAAUUCCUCAGAGUACUGAAAAGUCUUCACUUACUCCAGAGUGUGCACAUGAAAGGGCCACCAACACUUACAACGUCAAAGAGAACCGUGCAGUGUCUGAACCACCUGAUCUGAUUGAUGAGCCUGAGGUCCCAGAUGAAAACAGGAUCCCUGAAAAUGAAUCCAUAAAUAAUCUCGGCAACGCAUCCACUCCGCAGUCUGGAACAGUCCAAGUGAAUGCAGCAUCGGUGGUAAAAGAUGCAAGUGUCUUGUCAGAUGAUCUGAAAGAAAUCGAAGGGGAGAUUUCUCUACAUGAACUCAAAGGGUGUAAUGGGAUGUUAAUGAUGAAAAACAUAGCAAGCCGAAGGCAGACGUUUGCAAAUGCUGAUGGCAGUGAAACAGAUGUUGCUGAAGAAAUUAAAUUGAUUGCCACAAAUUGUAAUUCCCCUGUCAAGGUGCUUGAUGAAUUUAGCACCACUGCUGAUUUGAAACAUGACCAAUAUUUGUUAGGUGAUUCCUCGAUGAAUCCUGACAUAAUCCUCAGCUCUGAGAGCAAAUUUGAUAGUGUACCAAAGCGUGGUAGGCCGAAAAAGCAUAGUUCCAAACCAUUGCUGAAAAGCAAGCAAAAAUCCACUCUCAGUGAUGCAAAUGAACAUGCACUGCCUAUAUCACAAAGUGUGGAAUUCCCCAUUACACCAUCUUCUGGUGAACUUUCCGAACAGCUACAGGAAGAUUGCGUUGAGGCUCCAACAGAUGAAAGCCAUUCACAAAUUCCUAUUGCCAAAGCAGUAAAUCAAAUAAUUGAACCGCUGUGUACUGUCACAGAAUUGUCUUCAGGUGAACCCUUGCAACGAGAAGAAUGCAACCCUUUAGAUUUGACGCAGCCUCUCGUUUCACAUUCACGCCAUGAAAUGUUACCGAUUGAAAAUCGUCUACAAUCAACCUCUGCUUCAGUCCUUCCUCCUGCUCUACCACCAGCAGACACACAAUUAUCACUGGACUCUAAUCAAAGCACUACAUUGACAUGCACCAUUCCCUCUCCCACCACACUGACUUCACCACCUGUCAUAUUCACGUCUGUUCUGCCAGAAAUGCCCGGUCAGCCAUUGAAAACUGUGCAAGAAAAGCCAUCUGUACCGAUGCAACCAGACCUUGGGAUCAUGGCUUGUAACAGCACCAGCACUGUCUUGACUCCAGAAACAAAUGCUGUUGCUAGUCCCACUACCAUGCAGUUCACUUUGCCACCGCAUAUUUUGGAAGAUUUGGUCAGGAAGCCUGGUAGCAAAGUGUUCAUCCCAGUGAAAGGUGCUUCAAAGUUGUCUCCUGCACAUUUUCCAUUUUACGUCAAGCUUACAAAUGGUAGGGUAAUGAAGAUUAUGCCUUCUGUACCGAAGUCUGAUAAUUCUGCUGCCAGUCAAGAGCCCACACUGUUAGAUAAAAGCACCAAAGGCACUCAUCACCCGUCAACAGCUGAUAUUCCUCAGUCGUCUGUUGUGUCGAAAGUGAUCCAGAAUGUGAUGCACAAAAAGGUUUCAUCUGAGAUGCAGAACCAGUGUCAAGCACCCACUCAGCAGCCCACUUACUCAUUUGCACAGCCAGCACCCUUGAUGUUGACCAAACAAUCGGAUGUAUCUCCGAGUAGCCUUCCCAUGCCUGUCUGCACGACUGUAGUAACUUUGCCCAGCACACUUUCAUUUCAGCCAUUGGUUGGAGGACAAACGACUGUUUUGACGUCAACAAUUGGAGUGUCCACAACAACUACCACACGUACGGCUACCACGAAUCAAAUGGCUCCAAAGAGUUUCAUCAUUAGCAAUUCCCAAUCUAUAAUGAUACCGUCUAUAAUGAAUCAAAAUGCACCCUUUAUAUUCUUUUCAGUAGGAGCAAAUUCAGGCCCCCAGAUAGCCUGUCCGGAAAAUGUUUUGUCCGGGAUGAUGAAUGGAGACAUCACGAGUCAUGUGCGAAUUCCUUCACAAAAUAUGCCACCACUGAUGAUUCCUGUACCACCUUUGAAGCUUUUUCCCACUCAUACAAUCUCUGCCGCAACCAACAAGGCCGACAACCUGCAUCGCUCCGUACCAAGUGCCACAGUUCAGCUUCCCCCACCACCUCCGAUCAUCAUUAAAACGUAUCCCAGCUCAGCCAAGCCAAUACAAUUGCACUUUCCAUUGAUAUCGACUCAAGCUUUAGCUAAAGCGUGCAACACAGAAAAAAGCAGUCAACACACUUUAAAUGUUUUCACCCCCUUGAGUGCUUUUGACAAGGGUUUCGGGUCCAUGUCUCCCUCGCAAAACCUGCUUACGGUAGGUCCAACAAUUGCUGUUUCCUCCAAGAAGCCUCCUGAGACAAUGCCCCCACAACCCAUACCUCUCAUACAGCCUUUGGCAUCGGCAAAUCUGAAGUAUUUCACGAAUGCUCAUGUGUUGGGGAGCAGUGUUUUGGAUUCUCAAAAGCAAACAGAAAUCUCUCAACAUGAUGGUCUGUUAAACAGUACAGCUGCAAUUAAUGACUCUCCUGUUCUUAAAGAUUCUGCUGAUUCCAAGCUCAUUACUCAACCCAUGUGCCCAGCUGAAAACCAUGAACCUCAUUUCCAAGUGGCCUGGGAUGAUUGCAGAAGUAAACCGAAAGAUGUUGGACCUUGCAAGGCUCUUCCUUCCAUCAACGGGGCAAUGCUAAUAAUUUCAGAGUUGCCAGCACAAACAGCUCAAAUUGGAAAUGUCAAAGAUUUGAGAGAUAUUGAAAAGGAGACAUCUCAAACCACCACAAAUAUUCAGCCGGCUUCAAUUUCUUCACCUUUUGUCCAAGGUGAACUUUGCUCCAAAUCACAGGGAGAUGUUCCAAGUGGGUUUCUACCAAAUGUGGUCAUUUCUAAAAUGGCAUCAUCAGAAUUGAUAAGCAACAUGAAUUGUGCAUCAGUGAUUUAUAAAGCAGUUUCUAAAAACGGUGGAUAUGCAGACAAUGCCCAUGAAAUGGCAAAGCGUGACUUUGAUUUGAAAUCGCAGUUGGACCAGAACAAGAGCUCUGCUGAGUCAACAGGUGGAGAAGUACACAUUGAUGGUCGAGCAAAGUCAAAUGUAGCCAUACAUUCUUUAGAUACCGAAGAAUCGACAACACCAAGAACUCUUUCAGACUGUGUACAACGUGUGUCUAGAGUCUACGUCUCUAAUGAUAGAGAUUCAGUAGCAAAAUUGGGUCAAGGAGAACCUGCAUCAGAAGCUGAAGAUGCAGCAGCAACGCUCAUGGCACUUGCGCACUGUGGUGAAUUAAUAUCUAACACCCGUCACGCGAUUGUGAAUACGGAGAUCAAAAAAGCGGGCGAUUUAAAAUCUGCAUCGAAGUCUGACUAUGUUGUAGCACCCAAGACCCUUGCAAGUGGUGUUGAAUCGACUUCCAAAGUAUCAAAUGUUACCAAAGUGGUCUCAGAGGCAGAUAUGCGUGAAGGGAAACCUGUGUCGGAACCGGAAACUGAUGUGAACUUUGACACCCAAGGUGAACCUGGACAUGUGACAUUUGCAAACGUUUCUCCAUUGAAGCGUAAGAUACAAGGAACUAACCAAGUAAAGAUAAAAAUAAGGAAACCCACAUGCAAACCUCAGUCGGUAAUGGCAUCUACUGAUAUGAAAACCCAAGCAAGAUCUGCCUACUUGGCUACCUGCAUUUCAUAUUUCCGGGAAAAACACAACACAGCUUUGAGAGUAGUUAAAACGAAACCCAAUAGUCCCUCAAAUGAAGCCUGCCUUCUACCUAUAUCUGUCCGUGAAUCCAAAGAGCAGUUCACCAAACCAGCCCGGACUUUGAAGAAGAAAGUGGACGAUAAAGAGCUCCAGACAGACAAUGCAUGUUCCAGUUUCUCUUCACAGCUACCGCUAUCCCUGCCCAUCAAGCCUCUGUACAUCAAGCAGGCUCACAAAAAGCCGAGGGCCAAUCAGCCGGUGGUGGUGCUCAAUCACCCAUACAUAGACCCACAGGAGGUGGUCAACCUGAUGAGGACGGUGAACAUGUACCCAGGUUGUAUCAUCAAGGUGGUGCUGUCCCGCCGCACACUGGCAGCAAUGGAGGCCUCAAAGCAAGAACAGCGAUUACUCAAGCAGAUCUCGGUGCACAUAGCCAAGGACCCAACAUCCAGGCCUGGUGGCCAGACCACGAAGGAGCACCACAAGAUGCUGGAGCAGCGCCGGGGAAUCCUGAAGAUGAAGUUGAGGAGGAUGAGCUCCAACAGUUAUCAGGUGGUCCACACGGCAGUGCACACUCGCACCUGCACAUCCCAGAAGACUCGCUUCUCCUGCUGGUUCUGCGGCCGUGUGUUCUCGGGGCAGGAGGAGUGGGUGAGCCACGGGCAGCGCCACCUUUCGGAGGCGACGCGCAACUGGGGGACGAUAUUCCCCUCCGCCAUCGCCAAGGCCGCAUUCUCGACCACCCUGGCCAUCUGAAGAACUGGCACCCUCCUGCCAGCCGUUUUCUGGGCUUGGAGUAUAAUAACGGGACAAUACCAUUUAGAUUCAGGCUGUUUUAUGUCGGUGUGUUGCGCUCCCCUCUGAUGGCAGGGGUAAUUUCUGGACUUGCGCAAUUGAGCCAGAAGGAAGACAAUCCAGCGGGUUAGCGGAACAAGCCGGAUCUUUGUUGUUUAGUGCGACGAGGACAAGGGGUCUGGUUUGAUUACCGUCACAGUCUGUAGUUAAUACACAGCAGCAACAGGAAGGUGCCAUGCAGAUUUGGAGCGCUCAUUAUGGGCUUGAUCCACCGUUCAAUCCAGCGGUUGUUGGCACUUGCUGAAGGACUGCUUGGCACGAGGUUGAAAGUUGAACUCCCAUCUUGCAAUUAAAAUGCAACACUUCAUGGGAUCAUGCUAGGCUAAUUUGGGGGCAUCAGUCGUUCUAAAUCAGAAAAUGGCCCCCUUUGUCUUGGAUGAAAUGGUUGAUUGCCACCGGAAGUAAGCAGCGAUGUUGCUAAGGGUUUCUGCCCAUGUCAUCCCUGUAAAUAUUCCGAGAAUUAAAUGGAAAGAUACUGACUGCUGAAGAAAGUAGGUGGUGGGUGGGGGGGGGGAAACGUGUUUCGAUAUUGAUUUUGUGAUUGUCAGUUUCAUAACUCGCAACUAGAAAUGUACCUGCAGCAACUAGUGAUGCACAAAGUUAAUCAAUUUAAGACUCCAUAACUCCAAGGCAAACUGAACAACACAUGGGGAACGACUGUCAACUUUACUAACGGGAAAAAAUGGAAAUAUUUAACAUAGCAUGUAUGUAAAUAGACAUCGAUUAGUUAAAAAAAAACUUUCCUUAUGCGGACGAUUACAUACCAGUCAUGUUUGUGUGUGUGUGUGAAUAGUUUGUUAUUUAUGCUAUUACAUUUAGGCCAAAGGUGCGGGAAGUGUUGUAUAAAUAACAGUUCUUAGAUUGAAUGGUAGGACCUGUAUUGUUCAGUUGCGAAGGUAAAAAUUUAAUAAUAUUACAAGACUAAGAUAUGCGGAAAUCCCUCAAGUCCUGCCUGGCUUAUGGGCAGUGGCUACGAGCUAAUGGAAUAGCCGUAACCCGACCUGCGAUCCCUAUUGCUAACUCUAAUCUCAUCAUAUCUCACUUGCCCCAAUUUUUAUCACCCAGUACGAACCCUAAACCACAACCCCCAACUUAACCUCCCUGGAAGGCAUUGACAGUGGAGUUGGCAAAAUUAAAUCACGUGAUUUACACGAGGCUUGAUUUAAACAGAUGUGAGUGCUCAUACCAGGUUUGUUACACACUAUCCACUAAUUUUUUUUCCAAUUGUAAAAUAUGGUCUUUUCACUUUUUAUAUUGUGCACGUUGCAUAUACAGGAUGUUGGUGAAUUUGAGACACGACUGCCUUGCUUUGUUCACGGUCUUGAACACCUUGGACAUGUAUCGCCAGAUAGAUUGGGGAUGGCUUGGAGACCAUCCAGAAGUGAAUGAGUCAUGACAUGAUUUGGCGGCUUAACAGUUUUGUUUCUAGGUGUAACAAUUCACUACCCGUAGCCUCUGAAAUAUUAUCACUUGCGAUUGACAGAUCACGAUUUAAUAAUCGUGAUAAAAGUGUCCUUUAUCUUAAAUGUCUUUAUUGGCUGCAGAGGUAAAAAUGAACUCGCUACAUACGCACAUUGAAACUUCCACGUGUUUAUACGACACUUGUAUUUAGAGCGUCUACAUUGAUCACUGCGUUGGGGACACCAAUCAGGUCCAAGUGGCAGAGUGCGAGUGGCUCGUAUUCGGAAAAGUUGCGAGUUCAAAUCCUGGUAGUAGAGGGUUGACUUGGCUCCUCUCUCCGGUAGUCAAAACUAGUAGCUUGUGGGGGAAGUCAACAGUGGUUAUUCUGUGGGUAGACUUUCCCUCCACCAUAAAAUGAGCAAUUCCCUGCGCAUUUGAGGAAGGAAAUCACUCCCAACUAAUCACUGCACCUAUAGAAUCAUUGAAGAUACAACAAAAAACAUCAAGCUAAAUAAAUGGGCUUCACCCUUGGGUGAGCCUAGAAACAUGCCACUGCUGCACACAUUACAAGAGCUGUUUACGUUCGGUUGCUGACAUUUCCUCCCCACAUGCAAAAACCCUACAACCACAUGUUUUUUAUUCUCAGGUUUGAGUGCUGCCUGAAUAAAAAGCGGUUUUGAAAAAAACA